Molecule: messenger RNA, 1109 nt
Organism: Nerophis lumbriciformis (worm pipefish)
Lineage: Eukaryota; Metazoa; Chordata; Actinopteri; Syngnathiformes; Syngnathidae
Source: RefSeq, a predicted model, not a curated record
AAAGUGCUCGUCCUCUUUGUCUCUUCUUCUUCUACGUGGAGCAGCGGGCGUGCGGGAAGGACGGGAGGAGGCGGGAGGAGGGGGGGGGGGCCUACGGGAGAAGCGAGGAUGGAGUUCAAGCAUCUGGUGGAGGCGGCUGAGAAGUGGUGCUCCGGCAACCCCUUCGACCUCAUCUUCGCCGAGGAGGACGACGAGAGGCGGCUGGACUUCUACGCCGAGCCGGGCGUGUCUUUCUACGUGCUGUGUCCCAGUGGGACCGACACCUUCCACGUGUGGAGCGAGAGCGAGGACUGCCUACCUUUCCUCCAGCUGGCUCAGGACUACAUCUCGUCCUGCGGCAAGAAGACCCUGCUGGAGGUGCUGCAGAAGGUCUUCACGUCCUUCAGGCCUCUGCUGGGGCUCCCUGACAUGGAGGACGACACCUUUGAGCAUUACCACGCCGACAUGGAGGGGGAAGCAGGGCAGAUGGGGGUCAGCCAGCAGUGAGAAGAGGACCAACUUGCUAAGAAACAAAUCAUCUUGAAUGUUUUCGGUGGCUUUGCUUUUUAAGACGUGUUGCACUUUGUUGACCCCCUCUCCCCCUCCCCUCCUCUCCUCUCCCCUCGCACACGCAUUUUGUAUAAAAGGAUACAAAGAGGGCUACGUGAGGAUCCUAAUCAUUGACCACCUGGUUAAAGUUCCACAAUGUGACAGCUGGCUUACUUGCUAUGCAGAAUGAUUCCUCUUAUGACACAUUUCCUUAUCAUUUCUGGGGUUAGGUCACGUCAGGAGGACAGUGUUUUUCCCUGGAUGUUGCUAUCUUCCUGGUUUGGAGUGUCACAUGACCCGCUCCAUUAUCUGUGGUCUUCCUCUAGUUGUUGCCUUGCCCUUUUCCUACCUUGCAGUACAGUACACACAUGUCAGGUGACCUCAGAGGCCAACAUUUAAGGGUACGCAUGUACUCCUCCUGCGUAAAUAUUAUUUUUGCUGCCGCACCGCUUUCAACCCCUGCAAGACUUUCUCUUCAGCCUGUAAAUGUCUGUCUUCCAAUCUUCCUUCAUGCAGUGUAACUUUCUUCCCUUCCUUCUCGGACAUGUGUGCAAUUGUUCCAAUAAAGCGUGUCAACCCGC